Molecule: messenger RNA, 600 nt
Organism: Rhodamnia argentea
Lineage: Eukaryota; Viridiplantae; Streptophyta; Magnoliopsida; Myrtales; Myrtaceae
Product: 60S acidic ribosomal protein P2-1-like
Exons: 4
Coding region: 52-402 (116 amino acids)
Biological process (GO): cytoplasmic translational elongation
Cellular component (GO): cytosolic large ribosomal subunit; ribosome
Molecular function (GO): structural constituent of ribosome
Source: RefSeq, a predicted model, not a curated record
UUCUUACUUUUACUCUUUAUUUCGUUUCCGUAAAGCUUCGUCGGAGCGGAGAUGAAGGUGGUCGCUGCCUACUUGCUGGCUGUUUUGGGAGGCAACACCUGCCCCUCGGCCGGUGAUCUGAAGGACAUCCUCGGAUCAGUUGGAGCUGAGGCUGAUGAUGAUAGGAUUGAGUUGCUCUUGUCUGAAGUCAAGGGAAAAGACAUCACUGAGCUGAUUGCCGCCGGAAGGGAAAAGUUGGCCUCUGUGCCCGCCGGAGGCGGUGGCGCCAUGGCCGUUGCUGCAGCUCCAGCGGGUGGUGCUGCUGCUGGUGGCGCUGCUCCGGCUGCUGAGGCUAAGAAGGAGGAGAAGGUCGAGGAGAAGGAAGAGUCUGACGAUGAUAUGGGCUUCAGUCUCUUUGACUAAGGCACAGACGGUGAUUUUGCUUACAAAGAGGAGUGUCGUGGAUAUAGGCACAAUUGUGUGGUCUCCCUAGUGUAAUAGUUAGAAGUUGUUCAUUUUGUUACUGUCGGGACUCCUUCAAUUUUUCUUUUUGGCUUACCUAAUGAGAUGUUUUUGGACGCUGGAUUAAUUUUUUCCCCGAGAUUCUUCUGUUUCGGAUUC